Fusarium proliferatum ET1 is the source of this 765-nucleotide messenger RNA. RefSeq lists its product as uncharacterized. The transcript has a single exon. Lineage: Eukaryota; Fungi; Ascomycota; Sordariomycetes; Hypocreales; Nectriaceae. Bases 1 to 765 code for a protein of 254 amino acids. The record is from RefSeq and is a predicted model, not a curated record.
AUGGAUAGCAACCUACCGGAACACGUGAAAGAAUACCUUAGCGAACUGGUCAAGCGUCUCACCGACUAUCUCAAAGAACAAUUGGUCGGUGUAUACCUUUUCGGCUCAGCUAGCUAUGACGCCUAUCAGCCCGGCCUGAGCGACCUCGACGUGCAGGCAAUCGUCAAAAGUUCCCUAGAAACCAGUGAAAAGGAAGCGAUCAUCUCUCGUCUGACCCAGAAAAACUUGCCUUGCCCGGCUACGAAGCUCGAGUUUGUCGUGUAUGCCCAAGGCUCUGUGAAUCCCGCGAACCGCCAUCCCGCCUUCGAACUCAAUCUGAACACAGGGCCUCACCAAUCCGAUCAUAUCAGCCUGGAUCCCGCCCACGAAUCAAGCCACUGGUUCCUGCUCGAUAUUGCUAUGGGACGCCAACUUGGUCGCUGCUUGUAUGGUGCUGACCUCACCGAGGCCUUUGGGGCGAUUCCUCGGCGGUGGGUUCUGGAAGGGAUAUCAGAUUCUCUUGCAUGGCACCAAGCAAAUGAGGCGAGUUCGACAAAUAGCGUUCUCAAUGCUUGCCGAAGCUGGAGAUACAUUGCUACAGGAGAAUUUGGCUCGAAGCUGGAGGGGGCCAACUGGGCCAUGAAGCAAGACAGUUGUCUUGGCGUUGUCCAACGUGCAGUUGAGGCUCGCAAAACAGGGGAUAAGCUUGAUGCUAUUCAAGUAAUGGAACUCUACGAUAUGAUUGUCAAGGAAAACAGUGAAAAGCUUGAGGGCGAGGCAAAUUAG